Messenger RNA from Vollenhovia emeryi, 2184 nucleotides. RefSeq lists its product as uncharacterized. Bases 1 to 2184 code for a protein of 727 amino acids. The transcript is spliced from 3 exons. The record is from RefSeq and is a predicted model, not a curated record. Lineage: Eukaryota; Metazoa; Arthropoda; Insecta; Hymenoptera; Formicidae. Gene Ontology annotation, molecular function: nucleic acid binding.
AUGCCCGCCGGCUGGGCGAUAUUCCUUUAUGAGGAAUAUCAGCAAGUAUUUGACGAUUGGAUAUCAGAAGGCAUUAUCGAAAAGGUACCAAAUGAAGAAGUAAAAGAUGAUGCCUAUUAUUUACCUCAUAGGAGUGUUAUCAAAGCAAAUAGCACUACAAAGAUAAGGCCUGUGUUCGACGCAUCCGCUACAGGAGAAGAUUCGAGAAUUCUAUUACGCUUUAGGCGACGCGAGAUCGGAAUAACUGCAGACAUUCGGAAGGCAUUUUUGCAGAUAAGCGUUUCACCGGAAGACAGAGACGUGUUGCGUUUCAUCUGGUGGAAGAAAAAUCGUCCGGAAGAAAUGGAGAUAUACCGACAUCGGCGAGUGGUCUUCGGAGUUUCCAGCAGUCCAUUCCUCUUGGGAGCAACAAUUGAAUAUCAUCUGGAGAAAACACUUCAACAGGUUGAAACGGAAAAGGAAAAGGAAGUCAUUCGACAAUUGAAGAAGUCAUUUUACGUGGAUAAUUGCGUAACCAGUGUUAAUUCCAGGAGCGAGGCUAUAGCGUUCGAAGCUACUGCUGGGCAAGAUAAAGAGCAGGAUACAUUGAAGUUAACACCGACACUGUUGGAAUUACCCACAACACCACAGGUCACGAAAAGAAAUAUACUGUCUGCAGCUCAAAGAAUAUUCGAUCCCAUUGGCGUGUCUUCACCGAUAUCUAUAAAGCCUAAGCAAUUAUUACAGAAACUCUGGUCGUGCAAAAUCAGUUGGGACGACGAAGUGCCGGAAGAUGUAAAAGCUGACUUCAAUGAUUGGUUGCAGCAACUACACUGGUUAAAAGAAUUGUGUAUUCCACGCUGGGCGUUCCGUCAAGAAGGUAAUAUGUCUUUCCACGUGUUUGUAGAUGCCAGUCAAGAGGCAUAUGCAGCUACCGUAUUCGCGAGAACAGAAACCCAGGAGAGCGCAUAUGUACAACUUAUUCAAGCAAAGUCUAGAGUUACACCUAUAGAGAGAAUGACGACCCCUCGUCUAGAAUUACUUGCUGCUACUAUAGGAGUGCGAUUGUGGCAGUCUAUAAGGGAAACGGAAGAUUUCGAAGAAGCGGAAGUUUUCUUUUGGUCGGAUUCAGCUGCGGUUUUGGCGUGGAUACAAAACAACAGACCAUGGAACACAUUUGUGGGUAACCGAGUGAAGGAGAUACGCUUACUGUCUGAUCCAAACCACUGGCGUCACGUACCUGGUUCCAUGAACCCCGCUGAUCUACCUUCCAGAGGAUGUGGAGCUAAGCAGCUUUUGGAAUCGCGAUGGUGGGAAGGCCCGGCAUGGCUGAGGCUUCCGAGGAAUCAGUGGCCUUCAACCGAUUGCACCAGGAAUGAAACUGAAAUCGACAGUGAGAUCAAGAAAUCAACAUACCGAAAUAAGAAGAAACCUCCGUCAGAAGAUAUUUUAACAGUCGAAACACACAUAACCGUUCCACAAGAAGAAAUAGGAUGGUAUAUGGAAGGACAAUACUUAAGAAUAGUGCGAAAUAUGGCCUGGAUUCGUCGUUUCAUAAUUAAUUGUCGAGUUAAGCGGAGUGCAAGGUUAUCAGGAGAAUUAAACACGAAGGAAUUCAUCGAUGCGGAGCUUGUAAUUUUGAAGUUGACACAAGCAGAAUCUUUCGACGAAGUAAAUGAGCCGCGACUCAGUACGUUAGAUACAUAUAGAGAAGAGAACGGAUUAUUACGGCUAAAAUCAUCUGUAGUUAAUCGCGAGGACGAACACAACUUCAGGCAUCCUAUUGUAUUGGAUCCGAAACAUCCUUUAGUUAAGAAGUUGAUUGAAUAUAGGCACAAACAACUUAAUCAUGCAGGAACUCAAACUGUGAUGAAUGAUCUGCGAGAAACAUUCUGGAUCGCUUGCAGACCAGCUGUACGUACAGUAAUACAUAAUUGCUGGAGGUGCAAUCGUUAUAAAGUCAAAAUGGCGGAUGCUACUACUGGUUGUCUGCCUUAUGAACGUGUCAAAGAGGCUAACGUUUUCGAAGUCACAGGCAUCGAUUAUAUUGGACCUUUAUAUUUAAAAAAGGGACAAAAAGCCUGGAUUUGUUUAUUCACCUGCGCGGUUUACAGAGGAAUUCAUUUAGAGCUUACCACUGUAACGAAGCUGCCCCACUCUUCCCGGUUCUGGUUUCCGGACGGGACUUCGGCGGGUAUUAUUUAG